AUGGGACCAUUUUCUCAAUCUAGUGACCACAUCUACAUCUUGUUGGUUGUGGACUAUGCCUCAAAGUGGGUUAGAACAAUCUCCUGUAUGAAGAAUAAUGCGAUUACUGUUAGUAAGUUCUUGAAGAGAAACAUCUUCACGCGAUUUGGGACCCAUAGAGCCCUUAUUAGUAUUAAGGAUCUCAUUUCAUUAACCCAUAAAGUAGCCAAUAUCUACCAUCUUCAAACAAAUGGUUACGUGGAAUUGUCCAACAGAAAGAUCAAGAAGAUAUUGGAAAAAGUGGUAAACUCGUCCCACAAGGAUUGUGCGGAUCACCUGGAUUCCACAUUUUCGGCAUAUUGCAUCGCGUACAAGACGCCUAUUAGGAUGUCUCCUUACACGCUAGUCUUGAAGAAGGCUUGGCAUUUACCACUAGAGUUUGAACAUAAGGAGUUAUGGUCGUGCAAAAAGUUAAACUUCGAUCCUAAUACCGCAGGAGAGGCUAGGUUACUAAAGUUGAAUGAGCUUCAAGAAUGGUGUUUUCAAGCUUACAAGAAUGCCAAGAUCUAUAAAGAAAAGACAAAGGCAUGGCAUGACAGCCGCAUCAAUAGAUACAAAUUAAGAGUUGGACAAAAAGUAUUAUUAUUCAAUUCGCGUCUACAACUAUUUCUGGAUAAGCUUUAUUCGCGAUGGUCAAGACCAUUUUUUGUCAAACAAAUCUUUCUACAUGGUGUUGUGGAGAUCACCUCGAUCGAUGAGACAAAUCUGUUUAAGGUAAAUGGGCAAAGACUCAAAGCGUACCUUAAAGAGGAAGAACGUGUUAAAUUUUCUAUGGAUUUAAUGUAA
This is a messenger RNA of Cucumis melo (muskmelon), 825 nucleotides long. RefSeq lists its product as uncharacterized. Gene Ontology annotation, molecular function: nucleic acid binding. Lineage: Eukaryota; Viridiplantae; Streptophyta; Magnoliopsida; Cucurbitales; Cucurbitaceae. The coding region runs from base 1 to 825 and encodes 274 amino acids. The transcript has a single exon. The record is from RefSeq and is a predicted model, not a curated record.